Messenger RNA from Pseudonaja textilis, 1065 nucleotides. It is a transcript of the gene MRPS35, whose product is annotated as mitochondrial ribosomal protein S35. Gene Ontology annotation, cellular component: mitochondrial small ribosomal subunit. NCBI's taxonomy places the organism in Eukaryota, Metazoa, Chordata, Lepidosauria, Squamata, Elapidae. Gene Ontology annotation, biological process: mitochondrial translation. Gene Ontology annotation, molecular function: structural constituent of ribosome. The record is from RefSeq and is a predicted model, not a curated record.
GUCAUCAUCCGCUGCGCCGGGGGUGCGGAAAGAUGGCGCUGGCCUGGCGGAGAUGCUUGGUGCACUGGCGGUGGCCGAGCUCGGCCGGAUACGCCAGCUUGGGAGGCGCGGCGCAGCCGCAGAGGAGAGGCACCCUGAAAGAGACCCUGGCUGAACGUCGAGCCCAGAAGGAGUUGAUCUACGGCACUACGCCAAGAUCGGAGAAGAUGGAACCAGAUCAGGAUUGGACAAGUGUCUAUCCAACUGCAGCUUCUUUUAAACCUUCUGCCGUGCCACUUCCCAUUAGGAUGGGCUACCCAGUCAAAGGAGGUGCACCUCUUGAAAAAGAAGGCAACUUAGAACUUUUGAAGAUCCCCAAUUUCUUGCAUCUGACCCCAGUUGCCAUCAAGAAACACUGCGCUGCUUUGAAAGACUUCUGCACAGAGUGGCCCUCUGCCUUGGAUAGCGACGAGAAAUGUUUGCAGCACUUCCCCAUUGAAAUCGGCACAAGUGACUACGUUUCAGCGGGGCCAUCUCUUCGUAAUCCGAAAGCAAGAGUGGUGACCCUGAAAGUUAAACUGUCAAGUCUCAACUUGGAUGACCAUGCAAGGAAGAAGUUCAUCAAACUUGUUGGAGAGCGAUACUGUGGAAACACAGAUACUGUUACUAUCACAACAGACAGAUGUCCUCUAAGAAAGCAAAACUAUGAUUAUGCAAUGUACCUUCUAACUGUUUUAUUCCAUGAAUCAUGGAAAAUGGAACCGUGGGAAAAAGAAAUCACAGAAGCAGAUAUGCUGGAGUACGUCUGGGAGAACAGUGUUUCCGAAAGAAACGCUUUAAAGACAUUGCUUCAAAUAAGGGCAGCUGAGAAAGCUGAAGAAGUGAGCAGAGAGGAACUUCUUGCCUCUGAGGUGAUGCAGGAUUACAAGAAGUCCGUGGUUCUCUUGAAAAAUGAAGGGGAAACAGAGAAGAACCUUUUGGCGUAUAAAAACUCGGUUAAGAGACUGUUAAAUAUCCAGAGCUUGUGAUAAUAUAAGCAGUUAAUUUGUGGAAUGCUGUAUAUGUACUGAUGGGCGUAGCCCCAAU